Messenger RNA from Spodoptera exigua (beet armyworm), 4143 nucleotides. The record is from the annotation of a GenBank genome assembly. Lineage: Eukaryota; Metazoa; Arthropoda; Insecta; Lepidoptera; Noctuidae.
AGCCGGGCGGGCGCUCGGUUCGUUCGUUUACAAUAAAUGGUAUUAUAAGCUCAGAGUGUAUAUUUGGGGGGCGCCGUAUCUCUUCGUCAUCGAAAGCAAGCCCUGCCACCACAAGCCGGUCAAUUGUAUAGUGCUAUGUGCGUCGAUCAGUCGCGCUCGCCUCUCCGCACGUCGCCGCCGCCCGCGCCGCCUGCGCCGCUCGCUCAUCAAAAUGACAUUCUCGAUACAUUGACGUUAAAUUGAAAACAUUGAACAUGUGUUGUGCCAGGUACACCAACUACCUGUUCCGUAGUGUUGUGAAGUACACAUGUGGACUAGCCAGCCGCGAAAGCGACGCCGAUAUGUCGCUGAAGCAGGGCAGCGGCACCGGCAAGGUCCAUUUCGGUGGUUUGGAUGAUGUGUCCUUGUACGGCACGCCAGUGGAACCAGCGCCGCCGGCGACGGACGCCAAGCAAGGCUUCCUGCGAAACCAGCUGCAGGCACUCUUCCAACCCACCGACAACAAACUAGCCAUGAAACUCUUCGGCUCGAAGAAGGCGCUGAUGAAGGAGCGCAUCAGGCAGAAAGCUGCUGGCCACUGGGUUAUACAUCCGUGCAGUAGUUUCAGAUUCUAUUGGGACCUGUGUAUGCUACUACUGCUCGUGGCCAACCUCAUCAUCCUGCCCGUUGCCAUCUCCUUCUUCAACGAUGACCUCAGCACGCGCUGGAUCGCCUUCAAUUGUCUUUCCGACACCAUAUUUCUUAUAGAUAUCGUUGUUAAUUUUAGAACAGGAAUAAUGCAGCAAGAUAAUGCAGAACAAGUGAUAUUAGAUCCCAAGUUAAUAGCGAAGCACUAUUUGAGGACAUGGUUCUUCCUUGACCUCAUCUCUAGUAUACCACUAGAUUAUAUAUUUUUGAUCUUCAAUCAGGUAAACGACUUUAGUGAAAGCUUUCAAAUUCUUCACGCGGGUCGUGCACUAAGGAUACUUCGGUUAGCAAAACUUCUAUCUCUGGUGCGGCUGCUGCGGCUCUCCAGGCUCGUCCGAUAUGUAUCACAAUGGGAGGAAGUAUAUUUCCUCAACAUGGCAUCCGUUUUCAUGCGGAUAUUCAACUUGAUCUGCAUGAUGUUAUUAAUCGGACAUUGGUCCGGUUGUCUACAGUUCCUCGUUCCUAUGCUGCAAGGAUUCCCCCCAAACUCUUGGGUUGCAAUAAACGAACUACAGGAAGCGUUUUGGUUAGAACAGUACUCGUGGGCGCUGUUUAAAGCCAUGUCACAUAUGCUGUGCAUCGGUUACGGCCGCUUCCCGCCGCAGUCGCUCACAGACAUGUGGCUCACCAUGCUCUCCAUGAUCUCCGGAGCCACUUGCUACGCCUUGUUCCUGGGUCACGCCACCAAUCUCAUCCAGAGUCUUGACUCCUCACGAAGACAGUACCGAGAAAAGGUGAAACAAGUGGAGGAGUACAUGGCGUACCGCAAGCUGCCUCGAGAGAUGCGUCAACGGAUCACGGAGUACUUCGAGCACCGCUACCAGGGCAAGUUCUUCGACGAGGAACUGAUCCUUGGCGAGCUGAGCGAGAAGCUGCGGGAGGACGUCAUCAACUACAAUUGCCGAUCACUCGUCGCCUCUGUGCCAUUCUUCGCCAACGCCGACUCUAACUUCGUGUCCGACGUUGUGACCAAACUACGUUACGAAGUCUUCCAACCUGGUGAUAUCAUCAUUAAGGAAGGAACCAUCGGGAGCAAAAUGUAUUUCAUACAAGAAGGCAUCGUGGACAUCGUCAUGGCCAACGGUGAAGUGGCCACGAGUUUGUCAGACGGUUCCUACUUUGGUGAAAUCUGUCUCCUAACGAACGCUCGUAGAGUGGCCUCCGUCCGCGCCGAGACGUACUGCAAUUUAUUCUCCCUGUCAGUGGACCACUUCAACGCUGUGCUCGACCAGUACCCGCUCAUGCGACGGACCAUGGAGAGCGUGGCGGCCGAACGACUAAACAAGAUAGGGAAGAACCCCAACCUCGUGGCGCAUCGGGAGGACGACACGACGUCGGAGGGCAACACCAUCAACGCCGUGGUGAACGCGCUGGCGGCCGAGGCCGAGCACGUGAGCCUGUCGGACGACAGCGUGGCGCGGCUGUCGGAGCGCUCGCUGGGGCUGGCGCUGCAGCCGCUGCAGGCGGCGUCGUGCCGCAUGGCGGGCGUGGCGCUGCCGGGGCUGGGCGUGGCGGGCGUGGCGCUGCCGCGGCCCAAGUCGGAGCACGACUUCAGCGCCGCGGCGCCGCUGUCGUCCGCGGCCGCCGCCUUCCACAAGUCGGACGCGGGCAUCGCGCCCUGACGCCGCACGCUGUGCUAGUGCGACAUAGCAAUACUAGGCUUAGUGCGAGCGUCCCGCGGCACGCUCGCUAGUUGUAGCGUAGACACGAGUAUUAUAGCUGCGACUUCGCCGGGCGGACUCCGCGCCGCCCGUUGAAUCUCAUUUUGUGAUCUUAUACUUAAUUCUCCUGUGUUAUAAUUUAGGUUAAAUUUUAUAUCAUUGACGCUGUGAGGAAUCGAAGAAUACGUGACGUAUUCCGAUUGUAUAGAUAUACCUGUUAUAUAUUGAAGAAUAAUACUAUUGAAUCUUUAUAGAGAUACCUUGCCAUUAAAAGAGAAAAUAAUUAUAUAGACUAGACUGAAAUGUAAAGAUAUCACUAUUUUAUGCUUUGUUGGCGUAUGAAAUAGACCUCUAUUGUUGAUGCGGAAUAUUCGAUCGCGAAGUUAAGUAUGAAAGUAUAUAAACGUUCCUGAUUAUCACGAUUCAGAGAUUAUUAUAUUGGAAGCUGUUUAUUGUAACGUUGGCUCGUGGGAGGGUACAGGUGGAGCCAGGCGAGGCACGAGGGCGCAGCCCCAGCGCUCAGGCCGGGCCUCCACUGCACAAGCGACGCACAACUGAACAGAGCCUCACGCGCGAUUCCAAUAGCACACGGUUGCUUUCUUCAUUUAAUUAUAAGUAGUAUCUACCGAUAAUCGGCAUAAUUAGCGCAAACAAUUCUCUCAGUUUCUUAAGUAGAGGUGGAUCAGUAGCGCUUCGAAUCUUUUGAGAGUCGUUUCUGUAUGUAAAUAUUGUAAUAUCGAGGGUUUGCCUUAGCGCGGUUCGUGUUCGUUCGAGCGGUCCAGUCAAUUAAUCCGAGCGCUCGCAUUGCGCGACGGACGUCUCGGUUCUCGAUGCACUACUACACUUCAUACCUUGUUUUAAUUGUAGGUGAAAAUAAUUUAUUGUCGAUAGUAAUCAUUUCGUAGGAGUAAGUAGGCCGGAGCGUUAACAAAUUCGGACGAAUUACAUUAUGUGAUAGAGCAGCGGUCGGCUGCGCGGGCCCCGCGGCCGCCGGCUCGGCGACUCGUAGAUGACCAGUAGAUAGACAGUUACGUGCAUGACACAUGAUUCUCUCACUUGGAACUUAUCUAUCGUUUGACUCCUUCGAUAGCCACUUUAGUUACUUCUGGCAAUUACAAUGGCUUACUGCAAACGCUUAUACAUUUGAAUAACUGUAGCCUAACUUAGGUAUUAUAUUAUAAUGAGCAACAUAUCCUAGCGAGGCUCAGUCCGACUUAGUUUCUGUCGCCGAGCCGACGGCCGCGCCGGCGUCGCAACUUUUGGCACGAAUCAUCGUUGACUAAUUCUUAUAGUGUCAUGACAAUUUGUAAAGAUGGUUUUGCAAAUGUUGACUUUUUAGCCAAAAUAUAGGUAAUGAAAGACGAACCAAUACGCAGUAGCUUCCUUGUAGAUGAACGCAGCCUAGUUCUCAGUUUUGGCGACUAACACCAAUAAUACUUUGUACUCGUAAGAUAUUUAUACAAUACAUUGGUCUUAGCAGAGUGACUAUCUGUCAAUUUAUCUACAAAGAGAAUAUAUUAUUGCGUUUCAUUCCCAGAAGCAUUUAUUUGUUGUUGUUUUAUCUACCUAACAUUACCGCUUUUGUAAAUUAUAUAAAUUUUAUAGAAGAGAUCUAUUUUUAUUGUGAAGUUGAUCUACUGGAUGUAAGUAAAGAACCUAUAUAAAAUUUAUUUCAUUUUAAUCUGAACUGUUAUUUGUUACAUAUUUUAAUAAUUUCUGGUAACUAUUGUCACCAAAAGUGCUCAUCGCUGUCAAGAAAAUUAGUGAAAAAAUGCAUUAAAGAAUGAAGAAAUCC